AUGCCCCCGCGGUCCAGCACAGACGACCAGAACAAUGGGUCCACAACACCUCUAAAGCCCUGGUCCUCUGGUCGAGUGCUAAGCGCCGCUCAGCGAGAACGCAAACGCUUAAUGAACCGGGCAUCUCAAUCCCGACGACGCAAUAAUCUAAAGAAUACAUUAAAGACAGUGGAAUCCCGAUUAUUCCAGAUUGAGCGCCGCUGUUUAGCGUAUUUACCUCCUCCCACUAGCGGGGAAUAUACAUUCGACGACUGCAUAAGCGCCAAUAGCACAGGUGGUGCAGAUGAUUGCAGCACCAGUCUGCGCGAUUUUUUGAAUGAUUUACUCGGCAGUAUAUUUCAGAUUAACCCUGGCCAGGUCUGCACAAAUGAGCAGUUCAAUCAAGAUGCCGUGAUUCGUGGCGUUGUUUUGGGAUGGGAUGUUCUGAGGAAGCAGGAUUUUGUCUGUCCCAUAUGGAAUAUACUGAGGCGUGUGGAUGCGCUGUUGAUGAUGCAUGCUAGCGUGCCUGCUAGGUUGGCUCUUCUUAGAGGGAUACAUAUGAUGCUUUUGGGCCGGAGACUUUCUGAUAGGCCACCUCCUCUUCCACCGUGGUUCAGACCAAGAAAAUAUCAUGCCUACAGCUCCGAGAGCAUAGUGAAUGACUACUUUGCUUGGCCCCGAUUCCGCCAAAAACUAAUAACAUCCAACAACCCCCCGUUAACAAACCGCUUCUGGUUCUAUUUCACGCGCAACGUCCAAUUUGAAUGCGACCUGUCACCCGCACAUACCAUAGACAUUGACCCUGACACCGGAAAAUAUAGAUUAACGACGGUGUUUAGGGAUGUUACUGAUGAUAUUCACCGGUAUACAAUGGGAAGUGAAUUUUUUGAAGCGUAUCCGGAGUGUUUUGAGGAUGUUUAUGCUUGUGCAUUGGAGGAUGGAUGA
This is a messenger RNA of Talaromyces marneffei, 924 nucleotides long. RefSeq lists its product as uncharacterized. The coding region runs from base 1 to 924 and encodes 307 amino acids. NCBI's taxonomy places the organism in Eukaryota, Fungi, Ascomycota, Eurotiomycetes, Eurotiales, Trichocomaceae. The transcript has 4 exons. The record is from RefSeq and is a predicted model, not a curated record.